AAAUCAGAACGGGAAGAUACGAGGGGUGACGACCGUACAAGACAUUCUUUCCAAUACGUCAUAGAGGUACUCAUACUGUGGGGUAAAACCUCACCUUAUUGAAGAACGAAGCACUAAUGGGAAAAUCAAAGAAGAAGAAACAGCGAAGUGAUGCUCGGGGUUACGGCAACAGCAACAACAACAGCAAUCAAAAAUGCCAACAGCCAAGUAAACAUCCAUCAGCCGGCACUAGUUCAAACGAUAUCGUGGUGACGAAACAAACCCAUGAGGGGAUCAAAUCCCUCGUUGCUCAAAUUCGUUUGGCGGAUGAUGAUGUUGUCUGUGACAAUCGUGUGGUAGAAAUUGUUCCUGCUUCCGAUUCUGUCUCUACCAGUAUCCGAUUCGUUCCAAAAUUGACCAAGAUUAUUGAUCGAUUGAUUGAUCUCGGUUUCUACUACGACGACGGUGACGGGGCUGCUGAUGAUAUCAAAACAAAACCUGGAAAUCCAAAUAUCAAGAAAGCUCGAUCUUCAUACCUCGAACAAAUGGUUGUAGAGUUGGGCUACGGAAUCACUCUCGAGUCGGCGCUGGAUUGGUUGUGUUUGAAUGUUCCGACUCUAGAGUUGCCACCCCUUUUUACCGAUGGCAAUCUGCGAAAUCAUUGGAUGCAGCAAGAUGAGGAUGAGAAGAAGGGUGGAAGAAAUUCAACUUCAUCAAUUGAAGUUUUGAAAUUCAUCUCCUCAUCGUCGUCUCUUGCGAAACCAGUUCCAAUAGGAAAGGUGGAAGAAAAUUCGGGGACUGCACGGGAUGUGGAAAUAGAGAAAGAACAAGAAGAACUGCAGGAAGAGCGCCGAAAGGAACAACAAAAGCAAAGGCAGAUUGCCAAAGAGAAAGUCGAAAAAGAAGAGCGAGAAGCUGUGAAGAGGAGAUUACUGGAGCAAUAUGCGUACGAUGACGAUGCUUCGGAACAUAACAACUACGACGAAGAUCUAGGUAAUGGAUUUUGUCGUCGAGAGCAUCAAAAUCAGGAGGGCCAAGCCCAAUCUAACGAUGGAGGAAGCACAAAAGAUUGCGAUAAGGCGGCCUCGUUGUCUCCCCAGGAAGUUGAGUUAUUGACCAAACAGGCCGAGCUGCUUGAGCUGGAAGCCGAUUUGGGGUGCGAAGCCAACAAUUAUAUGCGAAGCAAGCAGGAGCUCAAAAGUCUCAAGAUUCAGGUGAAAAAAUUGAAACAGCAGGUGACAGGCCUUCAUCGAAAGGUAGAAAAUCAAAAACGAAAGGAGCAGCAAGAAAACAAGGAGGAAGAAGAACGAAUUCAAAAAGAGGCACGUGAAAAUGAGAAGGAGGAAGAAGAUUAUUGCAGUGAUAUUUUUGGCGGCGGAGGAUUUUUCGACCAGGACGAGAAAGAGGACGAAGAAGACGAACAAGAUCAGAUUGAAAUCACGGACAAAGGUCGGCGUUUGCAAUCCCUGUUAGAUUGUCCAAUUCCUAAGGGAUGGACUGGAACGACUCCAAAAAAGACACUAGAGGAAGUAUGCCGGAAACAGAAACUAGGAAAACCGAAAUUUCUCCGUUUAGGUGGUGAGGGAUAUAAGCUGUCGGGCAUCAAGCUUCAAAAGAUGAGGAAUAAGAAGGAACAGUCUCAAAAUGAAGCCAUUGUAAAAGAAGAAUGGAUUGCUCUGGAAUCCAACUUUUUGCCAGGAUCAAGUCUACCCGAUUAUUUGGCACUACAAGCAUUAUUUGAAAUCGAUUCAAACAAGCCUCUCUACGGAUUGUUUCCACCGGCUUUCCGAUCCAUCUGGUUGUCUUGGCUCGAGGAGAUUCAACAGCAAAGUGACCAACUUCAAAAUGAAGCAGACAUGAAAAAAAGUGCUCGGGUACGAAAACUUCUGGCGCUCAUCGAAACAAGACACAAACCUCAUCAUUCAUCUCAACACACCAGCACAAGUGAAAGUGCUAGUCCACAAAAUCAUGUUGCUACAUCAGAGAGAAAUCUGACCACGAAUGCUAAGGACUCAAACACGAAAGAUUUUAUCGAGGAGUCAUGGGAAGACAUGGAUCUUCUCGAUGACGAAGAUGAUGACCACAACAACAACCACGGCCAACACACAAUGAGCAAAAGCAUGGUUAUUACGACGACUGAAUCAGGUAAAAAUCUGAAGCGCAAAUUUCUUCAAAGACAGUCCUCUGAAUCGUAUCUGAAACUCUCAAAGCAACGAGAAAAUCUUCCAAUGAUAUCUUACCGAAAGGAAGUCUUGGAGACAAUUCGGGAUAAUCAAGUAACUAUUAUUUGUGCGGAAACAGUAAGUAGAGAAUGACAGGAUUGAUUGGAUUAUAUAUCCCCUCGAUCUGCACUUUUCGAUCUUUCAGCUCUCAACGAAACUUUGUGCUACCACGAACGUUCGAAACUUGUAACCGUUCACCAUCACUCGUUAUCAGGGAGCUGGAAAGACCACCCAGUGUCCUCAAUAUAUUUUGGAGGAAGCA
Messenger RNA from Pseudo-nitzschia multistriata, 2463 nucleotides. The record is from the annotation of a GenBank genome assembly. Lineage: Eukaryota; Bacillariophyta; Bacillariophyceae; Bacillariales; Bacillariaceae.